AUGAUAAAUCCUUCACAAAUUAAAGAACAUGAGAGUACAUCAAAAAAAGAUUAUCUCAUUUCUAUUCAAGACGAAGAUACUAGCAUUUAUAUGCAUAAUUUCUACGAGUAUUUGUUUAAUGGCAAUGUAGGCGCACCAGUUCAUGAAAAAUUACAAAACGGUGCUAAAGUACUAGCAUUUCGUUGUGAUAGUGACAUUUGGAUUACAAAGGUUGCUGCUGAAUAUCCCAAUUCAAAAUUUUAUGCAGUUGAUUCUACCAUACCAGAUUCUAGCGAUAAAUUUAAUAAUAUUACAUUUAUUGAAUAUAAUGUUUUUAAAAAGAUAUCAUUCCCAGAUAAUGAGUUUGAUUAUGUUUUUUCUAGAGAUAAAUUUUUACUUAUUGAAAAAACUAUAUUUCAAGAAAUUUUAUCUGAGAUAUUUAGAGUAUUAAAGCCGGGAGGGAUAUCAUGGCUCAAGGCACAAAAUAUUAGUUAUGAUAUAUUGAUAAACUUUGAAAAUUACCUUUAUGAAACUGGAAAAACCGAAUAUAUAACGUAUCGAAUUGUGGAAACACAGGUCAGAAAAGGCUAUGCUUUUGGUGAUUUUCUUAUUGAAAUUAUUCUAAUGUAUUAUAGAAGUGUGAGUGAUUAUUUGGCUUCUUUUAUGAACAUUUCAUUUGGAGAAUAUGAUGACUUUAUGAAUAAUGUUGAAAGUGAGCUAAAUGCUAAAGAUAACAAAACGACGAUAAGACACAAACAAGUACUUGCAAGAAAGAAGUGCACGCAUUCUGAAGAAAACUGA
Messenger RNA from Cetraspora pellucida, 780 nucleotides. The record is from the annotation of a GenBank genome assembly. NCBI's taxonomy places the organism in Eukaryota, Fungi, Glomeromycota, Glomeromycetes, Diversisporales, Gigasporaceae.